This is a messenger RNA of Linum tenue, 982 nucleotides long. The record is from the annotation of a GenBank genome assembly. NCBI's taxonomy places the organism in Eukaryota, Viridiplantae, Streptophyta, Magnoliopsida, Malpighiales, Linaceae.
GCUAAUCCAUUCACCAAAUGGCGGCCAUUUUCUCUCUCUCCUCUCGGCUCUUCUCUCUUCUUCCGCCAACAAAAGAAAACACGACACCACUCUCCUCUCCUCUCACCUCUUUCUCUUCUCUCUACCUCCUCUGAGACGAGAAGAAAGAACAAAAAAAAACUCUUCCCCUGAAAUGCAAACAAACACCACGAAACAAACCCCCUCUUUCUCUCCUCGAUUCUGGAAAACAACGAAAAAAACCCGGAAGGACAAUCAGCGACGGCGGCGGUGAUGAGGCAUACUCCGACGGCGGCGGCGACGUCGACUAGGAAGGAAUUCGAAGACGGAGGGAGAAUAGAUGGUUCGGCGGUCCUGGGUCCCGUCAGCAGCUACAGUAACCAAGGAGGACUCGGCGGCGACAAUUGCAGCAAGGGUAAGGGGUCGACUCCUCUAAGUUUGCAUAGGACGAGAGGGAAAGCGGGUGGCGUCGCCGCCGUCUCUCUGUCCGCCGGCGGCGGACACAACAUAAGAAACGACGAUAGGAGUGGAUAGAUAUGGUUUUUGAAUUUGACAGAUCUAGGUAAGGUUUCUAAACUUAGCGUGGUAUGACUAGGGAUCUGAAACUAAAACAAGAAAAGGAUUGUGUUGCGGUUAGAAUUGGUUUACAGAUCUAUGGAUUGGAAUUAUGUUGUGUAUGUGUUUAAUGAUCUCAAUUCUGAAAUUUUGAUGGUUUGGUGGAUGGUUUUAGAUGCAAAUCUUGAUAUGUUGGAAUUUGCUAAAAAAACGUUUUUGUAAUGGGUUCAUGGUUUGUUCUUAUCCUAUAAGAUGUAUCAAAAGGCCCAAUGACUUUGACUUUAAUAAGUUCACCUUGAUCUGAUUGGUGCCCCAAACUUCGUAGAGUUCGUGUUUGUCCUUGUAAUUAAUUCUAAUCUUUGCUUUAUUUAGAGGUCAUUACUCAACUUGUACAAUGUAUCAACUUUGAGAAUAGAGCUUAUUGACACGC